Molecule: messenger RNA, 2373 nt
Organism: Symsagittifera roscoffensis
Lineage: Eukaryota; Metazoa; Xenacoelomorpha; Acoela; Convolutidae
Product: adiponectin receptor protein-like
Exons: 5
Coding region: 790-1830 (346 amino acids)
Biological process (GO): adiponectin-activated signaling pathway
Cellular component (GO): plasma membrane
Molecular function (GO): signaling receptor activity
Source: RefSeq, a predicted model, not a curated record
UCUAGUACAAGCUGUCAAAUUGUAUCAACUGUGCUACCAAAAUGAAACAACAACUGUGUCCUUCGUGUUAAUCAAUUGUGGUCUCUGAUUCGUUUCAGAUUUAUUUUGUAUAUAGAUUGAAUUGAUGGUGUAUGGAAGCUUCCCUGGUGCUAGCAUCCUAUCUUUUGUUUCUUGGGAUCCCAAUUUGACUUUUACUAACGCGACCUUGAAUCAAAUUCUCAGCUCUGAUUGGGCCUAGAAACUGCUUAUCGUCACUGUGCAAUCAAAGUCAAACUAUUUAAAGAACCAAACAACCAAAUUGUUUAAAUUCGACCCCAAUAAUAUUUCACUCUUUGUUAGUCAAGACCAAUUAAUGAGGUUGAACUCAGUUAUAGAUUUUGAAGUUCCCUUUUAAUGUUAACAGAUCUUCGAACCAAGACAAGCAAAUGAUACAAAAUUGGAACGACAAGUUGAUGUUAGUUUAAUAUUCUGAACUUCAGAGCAGUCUACCAUCGCACAAAAGGGCGCAGGCGUUGCUUCGCUCUUUUAAAUUCAUGUGAUCGGAGCUGAGGCGAGAGAGAACAGAUUUUAAAUUGUGUUUGACUAGUCAACAAGAGACCCGAUCAGUUAAAUAGCUAUCAAAGAACGAAUUAACUGCUGCUGAGAACAACUGACCAACAUGUGUUAAUUUGACGUUUCAGUCAGUUCGAGGUCGGUCGCAAGCGUAGAGAAUUAUCUUCGAGUGGGAACUUAUUUUUUAUUACUCUGACUCUCUGAUCAUCAGUGGUAACAAAAUUUGCUCCCCUUAAAAUGACAGUGGACACUAGUGACACUUCUUCUACUUGUGUCAGUGGGGGCGAGCAACAAUUGCGUCAUCGUCAGCAGCAGCAUUCUGCAUCAACCUCCCCUCCCUCUAUACGUGAGGAGCAUCACUUUGAGUAUGGGGUGGAGGGGGAGUCUAGUCCGGGACAUCCCUGUAAACCACAGUCACUAGCCGAGACCAUUAGAUGCGAAGUCAGGGAAUUGAAGUUGAUAGCCCACGCGCAUCUGCCCGAGUGGCUGAAGGACAACGACUACCUGCACGAGAACCACAGACCCCCCAUCCCCUGUGUGGUGACGUGCUUCAAGUCAGUCUUCUCCCUCCACUCGGAGACUGUGAACAUCUGGACACACCUCAUCGGCUCCCUCAUCAUAGUCGGCAUCUGCUUCUGGUGGUUCCUCUUCAGACCCUCUCACGCCCCCUACUCCUGGCAGAAGAUACUCGUGUUUCUGGCGUUUUUCGUGUCGGCUGUGGCGUGUAUGACGUUCUCCUGGCUGUACCACACUCUCUACUGCCACUCUGUGCAGAUGAGCAGACUGUUCUCCAAACUGGACUACUCCGGCAUCUCCAUCCUCAUCCUGGGCUCCUUCGUGCCCUGGCUCUACUACGGCUUCUACUGCCACCACACCCAGAUGCUCUUCUACAUCUCCACCAUGAUACUCCUCUCUGUUGGCUGCAUCAUAGUGAGUCUGUGGGACAGGUUCUCCUCCCCCAUCUACAGACCCCUGCGCACUGGCACCUUCAUAGCCCUAGGGUGCAGUGGAGUGGUGCCCUUCCUACACAGUGUGGUGGAGAAUGGACUAGAACACACCAAGUUCCCCUACAUCAUCACUGUGGCCCUGCUCUACAUUGCAGGUGCCUUGAUCUACGCGUGUAGAGUGCCGGAGAGAUUUGUGCCGGGCAAGCUGGACAUCUGGGGCCACAGUCACCAGAUAUUCCACGUGUUGGUGGUAGUGGCAGCCAUAGUUCACUACAAUGGCAUCAUAACCAUGGCAGACGACCGGCUGGAGUUGGGCGAGUGCCAGGCAUAAUGAAGAGAAGAGAAGAGAAGACAAGACACGACUGAGCGAACAGAACAGAGAAGAAAAAAAAGAGGACCAAAAUACCCCAAGGCCUGAUAUCGUAACAGAUGAUCAAUGCGCAUGUGUUGUCAAGACUGAACUGAAUUUAAUUGGAAUGAAGUGAAAGCCUAAAAUAAAAUGCAAUCGAUUGUAGACUGCUACGCCUCUGUUUAGAGACACACCCUACCUCCGACUUUUCCUCGAACCUAACUAGUCUAUUAUGGUGCUCACCAAUAUUUCCACCUUCUCACCUUCAAAUGUCCAGUAAACGGUAGGAAUUUUAACUCAUACCAAUUAUUCCUUUAAAGAAGACAGGUUUCUAUUUGAAUCUAUUUUGGUUUAAAAGUUUCAAGCAAUUAAAUAUUUGAAAUAUUUUUGAGAAAUUUGUUUUUUUUUUAAAUCAGAUUGGGAGUUGACUUGGGCCUGAUGUACAAACUAGUUGUGCGUGUGCAGUUUGCAAAUAUUAAUUGCAACACCUACCAAUGUACUAUUUCUAAUUUACAAAUUGUAUUA